This is a messenger RNA of Phytophthora nicotianae INRA-310, 2403 nucleotides long. RefSeq lists its product as hypothetical. Bases 1 to 2403 code for a protein of 800 amino acids. The record is from RefSeq and is a predicted model, not a curated record. NCBI's taxonomy places the organism in Eukaryota, Oomycota, Peronosporomycetes, Peronosporales, Peronosporaceae. The transcript has a single exon.
AUGAGCGCGGGCUAUGACUCUACAGACGCGCGAACCGUGAUCAGUCGAUUAUGGUCAAGGAUUUGUAAAUCUCGGGGCCGUGUGGCUGACUUGGAUUCAGUUACUUCGGAGAACUGGGCGACAAAUUACUAUCAACAGGAGAGGCUUCGUCGCAAAGAACAAAGGUGGAGAACUUUACUACAUCCGUCUGUCUUUGGAGCUUGUUUAGCCAUCUUCGGUCGCACAAUAGUAGGCCCAAUCGUGUUGCUGCUGCUGUUUACCGCUACCAACUACCUCUCGCCAGAGGCCACAUUCCUCAUCACGUCGGACAGCAGCUUCUUCGCGUUUACUGAAAAAGAUUUAUCGAUGGUUGGCGGAUGUACCGAUUGUCUGGGGACCUGCAAAAUCGUGUUAUUAACGUAUGCAAUGUACAAUAAAGUAUCUCUCACCAGUGGGCCUCCUUUCACAGCCUUCACCGGUAUACCCCCAACAGAAUCGCUGUACAACUUCAGUUCUCUUGGUGCUGAUGCUAUCGCGCUUGGAGAGGCACUGGAUGCCAGUGAUGCGUUAUGUCAAAGCAGCGUAAACGAGUGGGGAUCAGCAAUGAACGUUCUAACCGGUACAGCGCAGCAAGUCAUGGAUGUCAUUACCACUCUUAAUCUUAGUAUAUCUCUGCAAACAAGAGGAGAGCUCGAGCUUGGGAUUGAGCGUGCAAAAGAGUGCGUCACUACGUGGAGUAUCAUGGCUCUCCCUCGAUUGUUUUUCUAUCCGAUCGACCUAAACAGCACCGGAUUCGGCGAGAUCCCUGCAGUGGCUAUCAACAUCGCUCCUGAUAUAACUGAGUGCCGUCCAGAUGUCCCCAUGGACUACACCGUUCUCGGUUCGACGUUGGCGUUGGAGACCAAUGGUCGAGACUUGCUGGCUGUUGUCCCUGAAGCUCUGACAUUAUUCCCUUACAGCUUCAACAGCACCAUGGCCCCAGUCUCACGCAGGGUUAAAGCCUCCGAGACCAAAUACGAAGUUACCUCUGUGCUAGAACCUUUACUACAUGCGUACUAUGGAGCCUGCCGGGUACACGAGGUGAAUUCUACUGGCGUAUUCAUCGAAAAUACAUGCGAGAUCUCCGAGCAUUGGGCCAGCUACGGACUAAUGAUACAGUCUCCGGACGACAUGCCGCUGUGCAGCACUAGCGAUGUCUGUAUCCACAACUACUAUAAUUCACAAUGGGAAUGGGUGAGCGAAAUCUCAGCAGCUAAACCGAACCGCGUCGCCAUGUACAGGAACACCUUCAGAAGUCGAUAUGCUGAUAAAGUGGGUAUCAGUGUGCUACCAGGGAUAGUGGUCAUGCAGAUUUUCAUCAUGGGGAUGGUUAGUCUGUACGAAGUGAUGUCACACAAACGGUCUGUAUUGCUGACUCAAAUCUGGGCGUAUCGCUGUCAAAACGGCAAAACUCAAGUGGUCUAUCUCGCCGAAGUUGCGUAUCACUUAAUUUACAACUCGGAUUUGUACAUGCUCGGAUUCUCGACUGGGACGCUAACUACAGAGUCCCUUGCAAAUCUUACAUGCUGUUUCUACGCGUUUUCGUAUUCUUUUAUCAAUCUGGCCAAGGCGCGUUCAGGAGAUCAACAGCUUGAUCGUCACUUCCGGCUCACGUGGGAAGCCACUCAAGUUGUUAUCACUGCGUGUGUGGUAACUACGCUUCGUGUAGUGCAGCGUAAUCCGUUGGAGUCGAUCAUUUCAACAAAUGCUGAAAUUUUACGCAAAACUUCGGCACUUGGUGCGAAGUAUUGUGGGCUCAACGAUGCCUGUAUCAUUUUCACGAUCAAUGCACCGACAAUUAUUACGCUUUUGUCAACACUAUUGGGCCUUUUGGCAGUAACUACUUCGAUGUUAGUGAAAAAAACGAGUCCGAAGAUGAAGCGAGCGGUGCUGUUGUCUAGGGGCUCACAGGGAAGUUUUAAGUGUGUCAGUCCGAAUGGGGAAGUUGUCGUACCUGGGAAGAUCACAGCGAUGCGCUUCAGUCUUAACAAGCGCAACCAAACAGUUCCGGUUGAUAGUCGCCCAAAGUACAGUCGUCUUACGUCGUUUGAAGAGAAUUGUCUCGGCUCGCCGUUCAGAAAACUCUUUCAUGAUUGUGAUGAUUUCGCGUACGAAACCUACAAUGGGAAACGCUGUACUACAGUGGAGGCACUGCUGCUUACAGGAUAUCUCUACUACGGAGAGCAUAUUUAUCAAGCCACUAAUGUGCAACUACUUAUCGUGGCACGUUUGCUGCCGCGAAAACUCCUCCGCACGUUCAAUGUGCUUAUUUUACGCUGGCAUUUGAAUCCGACAACAGGGGUACUAACACAUGCUUUGUCCUGUACGUGGUAUGCAGCAAGUAAGGAGAAUCACGCGUUAAAUGGAAUGACACCAGUAGCAUGA